Molecule: messenger RNA, 2088 nt
Organism: Syngnathus typhle (broad-nosed pipefish)
Lineage: Eukaryota; Metazoa; Chordata; Actinopteri; Syngnathiformes; Syngnathidae
Gene: larp7
Product: La ribonucleoprotein 7, transcriptional regulator
Exons: 12
Coding region: 257-1879 (540 amino acids)
Biological process (GO): RNA processing
Cellular component (GO): nucleus
Molecular function (GO): mRNA binding
Source: RefSeq, a predicted model, not a curated record
UAUCCCGCGACAGCAGCUUUUCCGUGAGCGCUUCAAGCCCAAUUGCUAAUGGGAAAUUAGUGACUUUGACCGUUUUUCACUUUUUGUUCUGUUAAACUAUCCAAAUCGUGUGCACUGGCAUAUGAAUUUCCACUUGACAAAUAUGUAGCGGGCACAAGUGUGUAGUUUUAAAGUCCCGCAGUAGCCCAGUUUGGAAAGUGACUGCUUGGAGUUUAUCUUGGACGUUGUGGUAGCGUUUUGGUCAACUCGGGAAAGUAUGGACGAACCGAAGGAAGCUGCGGAUGACGGAGGAGCUUCGACCAAAGAGACGGACAAGAAGAAAAGAUCCCGCGUCAAGCAGCUGCUGUGCGAAGUGAAAAAACAAGUGGAGUUCUGGUUCGGAGACGUCAACCUCCACAAGGACCGCUUUCUGAGAAAGCUCAUUGACGAGUCGGAUGACGGCUAUGUUGAUUUAUCCGUGGUGGCGAGCUUCAAUCGCAUGAAGAAACUGACGAGCGACACUAAACUCAUCGCCAGGGCUCUGAAGAAUUCUUCCUUGCUGGAGGUGAAUUUAGAAGGUGAUAAAGUGAGACGGCAACUUCCCAUCGGAGAUGUUCCACCAGACGUGGACAGCCGCACAGUCUACGUGGAGCUCCUGCCCAAGGACGUGACUCACAGCUGGAUCGAGAAGGUCUUCUCUAAAUGCGGGACCGUCGUAUACGCCAGCAUCCCCAGAUACAAAACCACCAACGAUCCCAAAGGCUUUGCCUUUGUGGAGUUCGAGAACCCAGAGCAAGCCAAAAAAGCCGUUGAGAUGCUCAAUAAUCCUCCUGAAGAUGCUCCUAGGAAACCGGGAAUAUUCCCCAAGACUAAGAAGGGGAAGCCCAUCAAGAUGACUGCAGACAAUCCGUCUUCAGGUGGCGGCGGGGAAGAAGAGAAGAAAAAGAAAAAGAAGAAGAAAAAAAAGCUGCUGGCCGAGGAGGCCAAAGUGGCGCCGAUGGACGCCGAGCCGCCAGUUCUGCAGCAGCAACAGCAGAAGAAGAAAAAGAAGCAGCAGCAAGGCUCAGAUGCCGCGAGUCAGAAGACGACGGGUAAAAUCUCGGAGAAAAAGAGACGCCGCUCGCGGGCGGUGGACGAAUCGGAAGCGGCGCUGCCCGCCAAGAUGAGGAAGCUCGAGGAGAACGAUGAAGUCGAGUUUGAGAGCAAUCCGCCACUAGAGGGCGAGCAUGGGAAAGAAAACCAAGAAGACCCGCUGGUCAAAGCCAAGAGAAAGAGGAAGAAGAAACACAAGGAGAAGCUUAAGAUUGGCGAGGAGGUCAUCCCGCUGAGGGUCAUGUCCAAGAAAGCGUGGCUGGAGCUCAAGUCCGAGUACCUGCGGCUGCAGAAGCGCAGCAUGUCCUCCCUGAAGAAGUGCAUGACGCAGUUGGACGGCGAGGAGCGACGCGGCAGCAGAAGCAACCAGAAGAUGGAGGCGAGCGAGAAGGCGAGCACUUUGGGUCCGCAGUUCACCAGCGGCGUCAUCAUGAAGAUUACGGACAACAAGGCGCUUCCGGGGAGGAAGAUAAUCAAGGACACCCUGUGCAAGAUCUCGCCGGUGGCGUACGUUGACCUGUUGGAAGGCGACGCCGAGGGCUACGUGCGCUUCGAGCGGCCAGAGUACGCGCAGGCCGUCAACGAUAAUAAAGCCAAGCUGCAGAAGGUGCACAGCUGGCAGCUGGAGAUCCUUUCAGGCGACAACGAGCAGAGGUACUGGCAGAAGAUCCUGGUGGAUCGGCAGGUCAAGCUCAACCGGCCGAGAGAGAAGAAGCGCGGCACGGCCAAGCUCUUGUCCAAAGCGGAGAAGAUCAUCACUGCUCGCGCCAAGGAAGCCUGCAAGCACAUUCACUUCCAAGAAGACUGACUCGCUGCUCCUUAGUUGUUGUUGUUGUUUUUUUUAUACUUUUUGCCUUUGCGCUGGAGCACCAAGUUCAAGUUUGUGAUGUAAAUAGCAUGAAGCUCCCCAUCAAGAUGUGCACAUGUUUUUUUUUAUUGUCAUUUGACUAAUGGACUUUUUCAAAUGUGGAGUGCAUUAAAAGAAAACGUUUGAACUUUUAGAAUUGUUGACAUAAA